AAUCUGGACAACGUGCGGCAAACCCCAGCAUGCGUGUGUCUGUAUCAGAAGAUAGUGUGGUGGGAUGCAGACCUGUGUUCCAGGGAAACAAGUGAACAUCUUUUCCCUUCAUCGGAGUUCAUUCUGUCACCGACUGUCCUGAGGGGAACAGCAUACUGGUGGUAAAAACGAUUAUCUUUAAAGACUCAGGUUUCGUUGAUUCACUCACUAAAAUGAAUCGAGUCAGUGAUUCUUUUAUAGCCCUCAUUUCCUGUACAAACUCUAAUUAUGGUGCUGACCAUGUAUUGGACUAUACAACUGCUUGUUUAUGACAUACUUGACUUCAGUGAAUUCAGUAUGUAUCAGAAAACUGUAGACUAUAGACUCAGAAACUGUGACAGAUUAAUGAAAUUAAAUUAUAUAAUGAAAUUAUUACUGGAAUAUUACUUUACAAUAUUACUGGAUAAAUCAUCACGUAGUCUACAAUGUGCUGAGUAUGCUAACAAAACUCAAGUCUGACUCAUGGUCAGUAGGUCUACUUCAUGCUGACCGUGGGCUACUAAAUGUAAGAGUCUCAGAUGAAUCAGUCGAUGAACCGGAUCCGCGAGUCCGCUGAGAAUCAGCUGAAUCAGUCGAUGAACCGACUCCGCGAGUCCGCUGAGAAUCAGCUGAAUCAGUCGAUGAACCGAGUCCGCUGAGAAUCACCAGAAUCAGUCGAUGAACCAACUCCACGAGUCUGCUGAGAAUCAGCUGAAUCAGUCGAUGAACCGACUCCGCGAGUCUGCUGAGAAUCAGCUGAAUCAGUCGAUGAACCGACUCUGCGAAUCCGCUGAGAAUCAGCUGAAUCAGUCGAUGAACCGAGUCCGCUGAGAAUCACCAGAAUCAGUCGAUGAACCAACUCCACGAGUCUGCUGCGAAUCAGCUGAAUCAGUCAAAGAACUGGGCUCCUUUUGGUCACGUCUAACCAGAAAAAAUGCAUUGGGAGAGUUGAUAAAAUUUGGGCUGGUUUUUGAAGCCACAUGCAGGUUUUUAUUUUUGACUAUAAACAUGAUGUUUUAAUAUUUUUUUCAUUCAAACGAACUUCACAAUAAAGUAUAAUAUGUAAUGUUGAGGAUUUAAUUAUAUGGUUCAGUUUAACCAAUCAGACUUCAAUCCGGAUUAGUGUUCUUAUCAUCAUCAUCAUCAUCAUCAUGCCAAAAUGGGGUAAAUAUAGAAAAUCCUACAGUAAAGAAUGGGAGAACGAGCUGUUCUAUAAUAUUUCAGGAGACGUUUUCACCAGUUCUGUGAAGAUUCUCUGCAUUAAGUCCCUAUGAAAAGGUAUAAAUGCUAUAAAAUUCUGAUGUCAUGUUUGAUACUUAAAUAAAACCUAUACAGGUAGUGUGUGUGUGUAUGUAUGUGUGUGUGUGUGUCUGGUAUUUUUUGAAGUGGGCGGGGUUUAAGCUGUAAUUGGGCUGGAACUCUUCAGUCCAAUCUGGCAACCCUGGUCAUCGGAGUUCAUCCUCAGCGACCGUCCUGAGGGGAACAGCAGCAGCUCACUUCUGGCAGCGAACUGAACAUUAAUCUACUUUACUAAGAUCCUUCUUCUUUAACAGACCCAAGAUGGAGUCAUCUCCAGGGCAGGAUGUUCCAGAGCCUGGAAUGUCUGUGACGGAUCACCUCCAUCCUGUGAGUCAAGUCACAAUACACAAACGGCUUCAAAUGCAGUUUAACUGCUCAGACUGUGGGAUGAGUUUUCAGUGUCUGAGUAUUCUCGAACAACACCGGCUCAUUCACACAGGAGAGGAGCCGUAUCACUGCUCACAGUGCGGGAUUAGUUUUAAGUAUCGGAGUACUCUCAGACAACACGAGCGCAUUCACACAAAAGAGAAAGCACAUCAGUGCUCAGAGUGCGGGAUGAGUUUUGAGUAUCGGAGUACUCUCAUACAACACGAGCGCAUUCACACAGGAGAGGAGCCGUAUCAGUGCUCAGAGUGCGGGAAGAGUUUUGAGUAUCAGAGUACUCUCAGACAACACGAGCGCAUUCACACAAAAGAGAAGCCGUAUCACUGCUCAGAGUGCUGGAAGAGUUUUGCUCAGUUGAGUACUUUAAAAAGCCACCGGCUCAUUCACACAGGAGAGAAGCCACAUUACUGCUCACAGUGCAGAAAGAGUUUUAAGUGUCUGAGUGCUCUCAGACUACACAAGCGCAUUCACACAGGAGAGAAGCCGUAUCACUGCUCUCAGUGCGGGAAGAGUUUUAAUCAUGUCACUUCUCUCAAACGACACGAGCGCAUUCACACAGGAGAGAAGCCACAUCACUGCUCAGAGUGUGGGAUGGGUUUUAAUCGUCUGAAUUCUCUCAAUCAGCACGAGCGCAUUCACACAGCAGAGAAGACGCAUCACUGCUCAGAGUGUGGGAAGAGUUUUAAUCAUAUCAGUACUCUCAAACGACACGAGCGCCUUCACACAGGAGAGAAGCCACAUCGCUGCUCAGACUGCGGGAUGAGUUUUAAUCGUCUGAGUACUCUCGAACAACACCGGCUCAUUCACACGGGAGAGAAGCCACAUCACUGCUCUCAGUGCGGGAUGAGUUUCAGUCAUGUGAGUAUUCUCAGUCAACACAAGCGCAUUCACAGAGGAGAGAAGACAUAUCACUGCUCAGAGUGUGGGAAGAGUUUUGCUCAGCAGAGUUCUUUAAAAAGCCACCAGUGCAAUCACACAGGAGAGAAGCCAUAUCACUGCUCAGAGUGUGGGAAGAGUUUUAAGUUUCUGAGUGCUUUCAUUCAACACAAGCGCAUUCACACAGGAGAGAAGCCAUAUUAUUGCUCAGACUGCGGGAUGAGUUUUAAGUUUCUGAGUGCUUUCAAUCAACACCAGCGCAUUCACACAGGAGAGAAGCCAUAUCACUGCUCAGACUGCGGGAUGAGUUUUGCUCAGCUGGGUAAUUUACGAAGUCACCAGUGCAUUCACACAGGAGAGAAGCCAUAAUCUCACCAAGGCAUCAGCUACUGUAGAAUAAAUGUAUAGAUAAAUUUGCAUUGUUUCCUGUUUUUGGAUGUAAUAUAGUUCCCUUUCGAGGGAACUUGAUGCUACGUCAUGACUGAUGCUGUGGGAACACUUUGUCAAGGAAGUGUGUCUGAAGGUCUGUGUGCACAUGCCAGUUCACUGGCUCGGAUAGGACACGUGACGGAGGAAUACACGCCAGCAUGUCCAUAUAAGGGCAUCAUCAGUCAUGACGCAGAGUCUCGUUCUACAUACGUAACCUGUUGUAGUUUUUGAAUAUGAUAUAAACAAUAAAAAGAACUGUCAAAGCUUUUUUGUCAUUUUA
Hemibagrus wyckioides is the source of this 3286-nucleotide messenger RNA. Its product is annotated as zinc finger protein 135-like. NCBI's taxonomy places the organism in Eukaryota, Metazoa, Chordata, Actinopteri, Siluriformes, Bagridae. The transcript has 4 exons. Bases 1579 to 2946 code for a protein of 455 amino acids. The record is from RefSeq and is a predicted model, not a curated record.